GAGUUUCUCAUUGCCUCUUGGUUCCAAUGAGGUGUGGGACUUUCCAGCUUGUCCCCUCCCCCUUACUGUCUUACUAUGCCAGACAGUAAGCAUGCCUGCCGUUUUCUUUGGAGGGAGACAGUAUCUGUCUCUCAAGGAUGCACUCUAUACCAAACGUAGUCCAGAACAAAGGACAGUACAGUGCCUUAUUUGCAAGAUGUCCAAAUACACGAGACCUAUUGGUAUGUUUGUUGGGAGAAUUGUCUCCCAACAAAGGCUACACACAGAAGGAGAAAAAAAUCUCUUAAAAAAAGAAAGAGGCGGAGCCGGCGGGAACCGAGAGGGGGCCUCAGUCUCCUUCCCCUCCCCUCGCCUGUUCCCGCCAUCUUCUCCUCGCAGCCGGACGGGAACUAUGUGAUCCCAGAAGUUUCCGGGCCUUUGGAACUAUGUGACCUCGGAAGUUCCGGGGCGUUCCGUGGCCUUUGGGGUGUGGGAUAAGCAGUAAUGGCGGAGGCUGCAGCUCCCGGAACAAUAGCCACAAUAUUAGGAGCAGCAGUGGCGGAGGAGGAGGCAGCGGCCGCCUUCUCCACACCGAUCCUCGCAGUCACCGCCCUGUCCCCGAGGACGGACAGAGGGGGCGGAGGCAGCGACGGCAGCUACGGCGGCAGUAGCCCCAGUGGCGCCCGGGGCGCCAGCGGUCUCAAUGGCGCCCACGGCGCCAGCAGAGCCAGCAGUGCCGGUGACGACAGCUGGACUAAACAGGUCACUUGCACGUAUUUUAUGCAUGGGGCUUAUAAGGAAGGUGAUAACUGUCGCUAUUCUCAUGAGCUCUCUGAGAGUCCGCAUGGUGUAGUGUGCAAGUAUUUUCACCAAGGGUGCUGUAUUUAUGGAGACCGCUGCAGAUAUGAGCAUAGCAAGCCACUGAAGCAGGAAGAAGCAACCUCUACAGAGCUAACUACAAAGUCAUCACUUGCUGCUUCCUCAAGUCUCUCAUCGAUAGUUGGACCACUUGUUGAAAUGAAUACAGGUGAAGGUGAGUCAGAAAAUUCAAACUUUGCAACUAUAGGACCAGGCUCAGAGGACUGGGUGAAUGCUAUUGAGUUUGUUCCUGGGCAACCCUACUGUGGCCGUACUGUGCCUGUCUGCACUGAAGCACCCCUGCAGGGCUCAGUGACCAACGAAGAAUCAGAGAAAGAGCAAACCAACAUGGAAACAGAAAAGCAGCUGUGCCCCUAUGCUGCAGUGGGACAGUGCCGAUAUGGGGAGAACUGUGUGUAUAUCCACGGAGAUUCAUGUGAUAUGUGUGGGCUGCAGGUCCUGCAUCCAAUGGAUGCUUCCCAGAGAUCACAGCAUAUAAAAUCGUGCAUUGAGGCCCAUGAGAAGGACAUGGAACUCUCAUUUGCUGUGCAGCGCAGCAAGGAUAUGGUGUGUGGGAUCUGCAUGGAGGUGGUCUAUCAGAAAGACAACCCCAGUGAGUGCCGCUUCGGGAUCCUCUCCAACUGCAACCACACCUACUGUCUCAAGUGCAUUCGCAAGUGGAGGAGUGCCGAAGAAUUUGAGAGCAAGGUCGUAAAGUCCUGCCCACAAUGCCGAAUCAGAUCUAAUUUUGUCAUUCCAAGUGAGUACUGGGUGGAGGAGAAAGAAGAGAAGGAGAAACUCAUUCAGAAUUACAAGGAGGCAAUGAGCAACAAGGCAUGCAGGUAUUUUGAUGAAGGACGUGGGAGCUGCCCAUUUAGAGAGAACUGUUUUUACAAGCAUGUGUACCCUGAUGGCCGUAGAGAGGAGCCACAGAAACAGAAAGUGGAAGCAUCAAGCAGAAACCAGGCACAAGGAAGCAACAGCUUCUGGGAAUUACUUGACGAAGAAGCAAACAGCAACCCUUUUAACAACAAUGAGCAGAGCGAGAUGUUGCUUAUGCUUUCUUCUGCAGGUGGGGAGGACGAACUGACACACUCUGAAGAUGAGCGGGAUGUGUUUCGUGAUGAAGAAUUUUAUGUCUUAGAUUUAUAGAAACCUUUUGUGGUGUGUGAACUGGUCAGCUGAACCCAGAGAGCAGCUGUCUCCUGUGUUGAUGUGCCAGUGUGUGUGUUCUCUCCUAGGCAGGCCUAUCAACUCCAGGUGCUGUCACAAGAAUUUUUACCCAGGGCCUGUCUUCUCAAUCCCUCACCUUUCCCUGGGAAGUAUGUUGUUUUCCCUGUUGAAAAAAAUUUAAAAAUUAAAACUUUUUCUUUUUCUGUACAGCUAGAAGAACUGUUGGAGUAGGACAAAAGUAAAUCUUAAAGUUAGUGUUUGUUUGUUUUUUCUGAGACAGUCUCACUCUGUCGCCCAGGCUGGAGUGCAGUGGUUCCAUUUCGGCUCACUGCAACCUCUGCCUUCCAAGUUCAAGCCAUUCUUCUGUCUCAGCCUCCCAAGUUGCUGGGACUUCAGGUGCAUGCUGCAAUGCCCGGCUAAUUUUUUAAUAUUUUUUGUAGAGAUGGGGUUUCACCAUAUUGGUAAGGCUUGUCUUAAACGCCUGACCUCAGGUGAUCCACCCGCCUCAGCCUCCUGAAGUGUUGGAAUUAUAGGCGUGAGCCACUGUGUCCAGCCUUUUUUCUUUAUUUUUUUUUUUUUGAGAUGGAAUUUCACUCUUGUUACCCAGGCUGGAGUGCAAUGGCGUAAUCUCGGCUCACCACAACCUCCACCUCCUGGGUUCAGGCAAUUCUCCUGCCUCAGCCUCCUGAGUAGCUGGGAUUACAGGCACGCACCACCGUGCACAGCUAAUUUUUUGUAUUUUUAGUAGAGACGGGGUUUCACCAUGUUCACCAGGAUGGUCUCGAUCUCUUGACCUCGUGAUCCACCCACCUCGGCCUCCCAAAGUGCUGGGAUUACAGGCGUGAGCCAUUGCGCCCUGCCCAGCCCAGGCUUAAAGUUAGUUUUUUGUAACAGGCAUGAACCACCGUGCGUGGCCUGAAAGUUAGUUUUUUUUGUUUUUUGUUUUUUUUGAGACAGAGUUUCCCUCUUGUUACCCAGGCUGGAGUGCAAUGGCACGAUCUCGGCUCACUGCAACCUCUGCCUCCUGGGUUCAGGCAAUUCUCCUGCCUCAGCCUCCUGAGUAGCUGGGAUUACAGGUGCGCGCCACCAUGCCCAGCUAAUGUUUUGUAUCUUUAGUAGAGACUGGGUUUCACCAUUUUGACCAGAAUGGUCUCGAUCUCUUGACCUCGUGAUCCACCCGCCUCAGCCUCCCAAAGUGCUGGGAUUACAGGCUUGAGCCACCGCGCCCGGCCAAAGUUAGUUUUUUGUAGCAGGCAUGAGCCACCAUGGCCAGCUGUAAAGUCAGCUUUCUGUGACAGGAAUUUAACUGUUAGACAGUAUGGGUGUGUUACAUCAUGUGUUUUUCAAUCAGAUUGUGUUUUUGAACUUUUCACACACUCAUUUUUGGACCCCAGGUUCGAAAGUAAAAACAGUGGCCCUGCUUUUGGGGUCCAGGAACAGGAAUGAUGGGUGAAGGGACCUAAGCUGGCCAAUAGCCUUCUGCUCCAUACAUGGGAUGUGGAUCCUUGAGGUUUCUGGUGAAAUUGGCACAUCUGUGUUUUUAUAUCUGUUACCUACCCCUGUAAUGCCUAUCGCAUGCACUUGUUCUGUGGUUUUAGUCUCUUGUUUAAUUGUACACAAGCAAUACUACUGGGUAACCAGAACCAGGUGCAAAUGUGUUGAGAUUUCUACUGUUUUACAUGAUAGGAAAAUUGAGAAAGAAUACAUAUAAAAGAUAUAGAAGCUUAACAUCAAUGCAGUGUUGAAAGUUGACCCCCAAGGGCUGACAUGGUGUCUGUGAGUGUGGGUGUGUGAUAAGCUUCUCAUCCCUGCAUAGGUGCAGUAUUCUUGACCUUAGUAGAAAAACUUUGUUUAGUGGUUUAAGCCUUGUGUGACAGAUAGAUCUUAAAGGACAAAGCUGUAUAUUGGUAGUUGUCAAUAUAGCAAUACUAGCUCUGUUUAUACAAAUAGAGAAAUGGGAUUAGCCAUAGAGGUUAAAACUGCCAGGUUACCCACAUAUUAACUCAAACUGGGUCUUGGAUAUACAGUUGUAUUUAAUGUUUUACCAUUUAGUCGUUCCAGUACAGGCACUUUCUGAAAAACUUUUGUCUGCAUUUGGGGCAUGUUGUUGUUGGGUUUUGCCAUGUUGACCAGGCUGGUCUCGAACUCCUGACUUCAGGUGAUCCACCCACCUUGGCCUCCCAAAGUGCUGAGAUUCCAGGUGUGAGCCACCGCGCCUAGCCUGACACUUUGAUUUUAACCCAGUAAGACCUGUACCAGACUUCUAACCUCCAAAAUUGUUUGGAUAAUAAAUUUGUGUUGUUCUAAGCCAUUCUGUUUGUGGUAAUUUGUUACAGCAGCCUGGUGCUUUGAUUUUAACCCAAU
Messenger RNA from Callithrix jacchus (white-tufted-ear marmoset), 4374 nucleotides. Its product is annotated as E3 ubiquitin-protein ligase makorin-1. Lineage: Eukaryota; Metazoa; Chordata; Mammalia; Primates; Cebidae. Gene Ontology annotation, molecular function: metal ion binding; ubiquitin protein ligase activity. The record is from RefSeq and is a predicted model, not a curated record. Gene Ontology annotation, biological process: protein polyubiquitination.